AUGGCCGGCCAAGUCGCUGUCAAGCACAAUGUAGUAACUACAUUAAACUACUGGGACGACCCGGGCGACGGAUCAAAGCCCACGCCCAUCUUCAUCGGCAAGGGCAGAAUCAGCAACAAGCGCCCGCACAAGGCGUGGGAUUUCGUCGUCGCCGACGUCCACGGCGACGAGGCGCAGUACACGCUCGACAGCCACGGCUUCCAGUACAUCCAGAGCCCCAGCAGCGAGUCGCAAUUCACCGACGAGCAACAGAUCAGGCGAGGCUACUACGCCGAGUGCGAGACGCUCGUCAAGCAGGCGACGGGCGCGCGCGCCGUCCACAUCUUCAACCACAAGGUGCGCCGGGGCCCGACGCAGUGGCACCAUCUCGGCCUGCACAACCUCGCCAACCGGGGGCCCGUCACCCGCACGCACGUGGACCAGUCCUACGAGGGCGCCGAGCGGCGCCUGCGCUGGGAGCUGUCGCCGGCCGAGGCCGACGACGCCGUGCGGCGGCGGUACCAAAUCAUCAACGUGUGGCGGCCGAUCCAGCCGAUCCUCAAGGACCCCAUUGCCGUCGCCGACUCGCGCUCCGUGCCGGACGACGACCUUGUCGGCGCCGAGAUGACAGAGGACGACUUUGUGGGCGAGUCGUGGGUCGUCAGGCACAACCCGGCCCAUCAGUGGUUCUACAAGCACGGCAUGACGCCACGCGACGUGCUCCUCAUCAAGUGCUUCGACUCGGACGAGACGGUGGCGCGGCGCGCGCUGCACUCGGCCUUUGAGGAUGCCCGGUACCGCGACUGCGAGUCUCGCCAGAGCAUCGAGGUUCGCUGCCUCGUAUUGCACUAG
Messenger RNA from Akanthomyces muscarius, 831 nucleotides. RefSeq lists its product as uncharacterized. The transcript has a single exon. The record is from RefSeq and is a predicted model, not a curated record. NCBI's taxonomy places the organism in Eukaryota, Fungi, Ascomycota, Sordariomycetes, Hypocreales, Cordycipitaceae. Gene Ontology annotation, molecular function: oxidoreductase activity. Bases 1 to 831 code for a protein of 276 amino acids.